Molecule: messenger RNA, 4615 nt
Organism: Sclerotinia trifoliorum
Lineage: Eukaryota; Fungi; Ascomycota; Leotiomycetes; Helotiales; Sclerotiniaceae
Source: the annotation of a GenBank genome assembly
GUAGAUUGAAAGAGGUAACAAUGAGAAGAUAGCUGAAAGGUAUUGAGUCCUAGCAAAGACCUCCAAAACUCAUCUCGUCCAAUAUCAAUCAGAGACAAUCUACCCGAGGUAUGCGAUUCGCAAAUUUAGAUAGAGAAUGAUUUAAUUCCAUACAGGUACUUAUCAUUUUUCGAAUGUGUUAGGAUUUGACAUAAACCAUGCGUUAUCUCGUGAAACCCAAGAAUCAGCCAGGUCUUUGGCUCACAUUGUUUGGUUCUCCAGCGCGGAUCAAUGCAUUUGUACGACAUAACAUGUCCUGUUCCCGCAAUGGAUGUGUGUUGCAGCGCCCGACGCAAGCGGUAUGAUGGUGAAAUAGAAAAUUGCACAACUGUCAGACUUACUACCAACUGAUCAAGAUUGAACCCGGUGUUAUGGUGGUUGAAUCCAUUGGCUAAAGGAGAUAUAUCUUGGCAGAGGGCGCGAAUCGCUCAGUAUUGUGAAAAUAUGCGGGGUAAAUGUAUGGCCUUGCACAGAGUUACCUCCUACUGUCAGCAUUAAGCGCAUUUAUAAUCGAAGAGUUAAAUGAUGAUGUGCAUUUUCCUGUUUCCAAACGACAUUUAACAUAGUUCUGAUGGCGCCUGCAGUGUAUCCAGCGAUCAAAGCCUUUAAAGACUUCUGGUGCAUGUAUAGAGUUGCAAUGUACAGCAACUUCUUGCAUCUGGACGAUUGUUGAUGAAUGCUUCAUAACGCCACAAUCCUUCGAAGUGGGGGCUGAGCAUUAUGACAGGCCGUGUCGAAUAUCAUGCUUAAAGCAUGAGGCGGUCAACGAUAUGGCGGCAUAUAAGCUUUCUGUAUGACAUACGUACUCAUGGCUUCCAAAAAGACGAUGUAGUAAUUGACUGCAUAUGCAUCUGCAACAAGAGGACGGAGAGUAAUAACCGAAAGAUAGCUUAAUUCCAGUACAAAACAAGUUUGAUUUUUGAGUGGAUUUCAGCAAAUCGUCCUCUUGCGUGGUUUAUUGCGACGAUUUGUUAAUUAAAUCUUGACUAUGAACACUCAACUUGCUUCCUUCAUGCUGUAACCAAUUCAAAGCUGGCUUGAGAAAUUCGUCCUAUCACCUUGAUUUGCCCCUUCACCGAAUGGCUCCGCGGCUGGGGCCACAGAAAGAAGGGCCAAGUGACUCAAUUCGUUGUGUGGCCUCUCGUGGUUUGUUGAUGAAAGAAAGGCAGAAGGUUUGCAAAGUGGUUUGCAUCUUGCCUUGCUAAAAUUUGCGAAGAAACUCAUCAAUCCAUGGUCCCCACUUCUUGAAUAGAGAAAAUUCCAACUAGGAUGUUCUUAAUAGCCUGACAUCCUUUCUGGUCAGAAUUGGAUGUCUCGCCAUGUCUUGAUUUUUAGUAGUUCAUACUUUUGCAGAAAUCGCAUAAUGUAUCAAAAGGGUGCGAGGGCGUGUAUAGUGUAUUUGUGGAUGUAACACUCGGUGACACGCCAUAUUGAUCGAUUGGUCUAUGUUACUAUGAGCAUAUUGAUUUUUCAGGAAUAUGCCCGUCAAAUCCGCCUUGUAGCUGAGAGUGAGAGAUGUUGAGCCUCAGAGACCGGGCGGCACAGCCUUCUUCAUUGACCUUGAAACUAUGCAUAAGCCAAAGCCUUAUCGCAUGACAAAGUAAACUCGGGCGCUAAAAACGGCACGUAGCUUCUUGAUAGAAUAGUCCGUUCACUAAACUAAAAUGCGUAAUUGGAUUGGGGAUUGUUCACACGGUCUUGCUGUUUCGCUGUUUUGUGAUACAGGUACUCGGUGGCUGUUAGUCGGUUGUGUAACAUCCACCACAUCUUUUCAUUGUACCCCUCCAUUCCUGCAAUUCAACCUAGUGGAAGUCCUUUAAUGUAAAGCUCCGCAACUCUUUUCUUUUCGUUAAUCAGGUUUUCCACGAAGCUUCGCUUUACAAGCCACUGUUACGGUGUCCAGAAGGAACUGGGCCCCAACCCAGAGUUUUGACUUCUAGUUAUAGCCGUGCCAUCGCCCCUAUUUUCUUCUGUAGUUCGUUUAUCGAAUUUGAUGUCAGUGAUACUUUCACCAACGCUCCACCUUACUACUCACGUCUAAUAUCAACACGAUACAGUUACUCUCACCUUUCAAAAUGAACCAUCCACAGACUAGAGGCCCUCAGCCUCCACCUCCCGGUAAGCUACUUGGUGAAUUCUCCCCAAUCUUUGACACUACUAACACGACGUUAGUGGCAAUGGGGCGGGGUGCCCCUGGUCCAGCUCCUCCUCCUCCAGGUUUUCAAGGUCCUCCUGCGGGCUUUCAGGGUCCCCCUCCAGGUUUUCAAGGUCCCUCUCCGGGCUUUCAGGGGCCCCCUCCAGGGUUUCAAGGUCCUCCUCGGGUUCACCAAGGCCAUCCAGGUCAAGGUGGUCGUGCUCCACCUCCGCCACAAAUGCAAAUGCCUAUGCGUCCACGACAUGAGUCUUCUUCGCACAUAGUUGACCUAAACGCUACAGAGAAACGACCACUUGACGAUGCAGCGUGCAGAAAAUUAUUGACGACAUAUACGGUCCAUUCGAUCAGAAAAGUUGUUCCGACUGGAAAGGAGAAAUCCACCUGGGCGAAGGCUGUGUUAACUGAAGAGCCCUUAUCACAAGAGGAUAUUGCUGCGCAGUUGAAAAAAUUGAGAAACUCCCCACAAACUAUAGCAGAUAAAAAGGCAGCAUUGUUUCCUAAUCAGCAGUGUCAAGUCAAUAGGCUCUUGGAUCGAUUGAAAAGCGAGGAACCUGAUCAACACUUUGAUUGGUCCCUUGUCCAGCUUGACAGAAAAGAGAGAUACCACAACAAAGUGAGAGAAACUGUUGUAAUCACAGUGAUAGUGAAACGUGCGGUCAGAGAUCAAUUCAAUGCCAUGGCCAUUUAUCAACUCAUCGAGAAGAACAAACAAGAAAGAUUGGCGGAAUUAAUGAGACCUCCAAUGCCACCGCAGCCUCAAAAUCCGCCACCGAUUCCGCCACCGAUUCCGCCACCAAAUCUACCACCAAAUCUACCAUCAAAUCCAAAUGACGAACCUCCAGCUGUCGUAGGAGUUCUUCGUGCGCCUGGACACAAUGGUAGUAGCCGCGGCAGGUCCAGAAGCAGAAGCAGAAGCAGGCAGAUGCCAGCUCGUUAUCGGUCAGACUCGAACUCUGAUUCCGAAUCUGACAGCGACACAGCCUCAACUGGAGCCUCAACCUUCAGCAGUUCCUUGGCCACUAGCAUUAGUUCUCGAUCCGAUGAACGCUCAAGAAAGAAUAGCUCACGGAGCAGACGAGGACAUAGCCAUAGCAGACACCGCCCACGGGAGCACCAUAAGAAAUACUAUCCCCACAAAAGCGAGUCGCCUGAGCCUAUAUUUCAAGAGUUUCGACGAAGUAGCGAACCAAGACCUCCUUUUGUUGGAGGAGUUGCCCCAAUUACUGCUCCCGAUGCCAUUGCUCAAGCAUUUCAACAGGGCAGAGAGGAAGAAAGAGCAGCCGCCCAGUACUAUCUAUCGCAGUCCCAGCGACCAAUCAUUAUCGAUGACCCUUCAAGAGCUGUGGUCCCUGCUGGCACUCGCGAACUUGAGCAUAAUACCGCGGCGCUACGUUACCCACCCCGUCGACAUGCGGAGGUCCCGAUGGUGGGAGCGCCUCAAUAUGUAGAACCUCAAUAUUUAAGGCGCGUGCCUAGACAGCGAGAACCACUAUAUAGUGAUCGACACCUUGAUGACGUGUAUGAAGAUGACGUUGCGCACAGUAUCAUACGGAGUGUGAGGCCAGUUCCACAAGAGGCCGCCUAUAGACGCCGACUCUCUGACGUGGAAAAUUAUAUUGCUCGAGAUUCAAUCCCCCGUAGAAUCCCAUUUACAGGACUUCGCCCUCAGAUUCUUCAAGUUCGUCAUCACCAUCCGUUCGCGCCAAGAAGUCCACCACGACAUCGAUAUACUUCUAGUUACAGCAGUGAUAGUGCGUACACAUAGGUGGAAGACUUUUGAAUCGAGUUGUAUGCUUUCGAUGCCCUAUUUUCCUUAGUUUGACACGAUGUGUUAUUGUUUCGGCGUUCUCAGUCUUGGAGAUUGAAUCCCUAUGGAUGGGUUAGUAAUACUUACUGUGUAUCAAUUGGUACCGGGAAACUGGUGUUGAUUUAUGGUAAACUGAUGGACCAAUGCUAUACCUCCGGCAGUGGAAGCAAUGCAUGAUUGACGACUCAUGGUCGUAAAGUACCUAGUCCUUCUCCUGUGUAGUAGAUACAUGUAGCACUAAAAGUUAUCGUAAUAGCAAUUCUUCGUAUUUUUUUUAACUUUUCCAUAUGAAAAGUAAGAAAUGUAUAUGAUUGUGCCAAUUGCAGGUUUUAGAUUCAUAAUGGAAGCAGACUUCUUAAGUGGACGACAAUGCUGUGAGAUAAAUAUUCCAUGGCGUGGGACGAGUUAAGCACAUUGAUGCCCAAGACUGAAUUGUACAGUCAGAAGUCCCGAGACAAUGCAUCUCGCUUGAUUGAAACACCACAAGAGCUCAAUUCGUUGGCAGUUCUGAUAGGAUCAAUCUUGGCCGUUGUGCAUUUUGAGCUUGCAAUUGGACAUUGACGAAUACAUCCUGAUGGCACUGAGGCCUUUAGGAUAACAGAUCUAGUUAGUCC